Messenger RNA from Diaporthe amygdali, 1812 nucleotides. RefSeq names its product high-affinity nickel transporter. Gene Ontology annotation, cellular component: nucleus. Gene Ontology annotation, molecular function: DNA-directed DNA polymerase activity; DNA binding. Bases 1 to 1812 code for a protein of 603 amino acids. The transcript has 4 exons. The record is from RefSeq and is a predicted model, not a curated record. Lineage: Eukaryota; Fungi; Ascomycota; Sordariomycetes; Diaporthales; Diaporthaceae. Gene Ontology annotation, biological process: double-strand break repair via nonhomologous end joining.
AUGGAUCUCCGAUCCCCAGUGAUAUACCUUCUAUCGACUCGCUUGGCUUCUGAUGAGCUGCGCCAGUGGGGUGAAAAGAUAUCAAGCAUCGCUCGAGUCACUCAAGUCGCUAGUGAAGCGGAUUUCAUCGUUGGAAAGAUCUCCCAGAAACUACGCGCCCAGUUUGAGCUGCGGAAAUUGAAGCUGCCGGCAGAAGAGGCGCCACCUUUGGUGGCCGAGCCACAUUCAACUCCCAGGGCAAAGAGGCGAAAGAUUUCCAAUACCGAGGAUUAUGCCUUGCGCAGCAGCUCAUUUGAAGACUCCGAAAAUGAAAAAACCCAGGACGAGGAUACUCCGGGCAAGGCAAGCGCCUGGCCGGAUAGUUCAAGGAAAGUCGUCCGGUUGGCCUGGAUCCAAGACUCGUUGUCGAAAGGCAGCUUGCUCGACUACAGAGACUACUUGGUGUACACGGCUCUUAAAACACCAGCAACUCGAGCGACAGAGCCACACGAGAUUGUCGGGUCGCGUACGUCACAAGAUCUGCCGCAACGAGACCAGCAGGUCGCGAUGGCCUCUCAGACCUCCCCAGUUCGACGGUUCAAGGGUGGGCAACAGCACCAUCGCAAGGCUCCGCCUCUUCUGGCCCAGUCGACAACGGAGGAAAAGACCGUUGCUAACUUGCCCCCUGUACCCAAUUACCUACAUACGACCUACGCAUGCCAACGAUCAACUGUGGUUCAUCCGCCAAAUGAAGCAUUCAUCGAGAAGUUGAAGGAGGUCAGAGAGCUCAGGUCCAUAACGGGCGAUCAGGUUGGCGUGAGAGCAUAUUCUACUGCGAUUGCCUCACUAUCAGCAUACCCGUAUCGACUCCAGAGUCCUAUAGAGGUGCAAAGGCUGCCAGGCUGUAGUGACAAAAUCGCCUUCUUGUUCGCAGAAUUUGAAAAUUCGGGCGAGCUGACCGAGAUUCAAAAGGCAGCCUCGGAUCAGAAGAUGGCAGCUAUUAGGAUCUUUACUAACAUAUUUGGUGUCUCAGCCGUGACGGCCGAGGAAUUCUACCGGAGAGGCUGGCGGGACCUCGAUGACAUUGUCGACUACGGAUGGAAGACAAUCACUCGGUCACAGCAAAUAGGUGUGAAGUAUUACGACGAAUUUCUGAUGAAAAUACCUCGCACGGAGACCGCGUCCAUUGCGGAGACGGUUCUUCAGCACGCGAACAGAAUUCAAGAAGGUUUUCAAAUGACCAUAGUUGGAGGCUACCGCAGAGGAAAGUCGAUGGGCGGUGACGUGGACAUCAUGUUGAGCCACCCAGAUGAAAAGGCGACACUUGACUUCAUUGACAAAUUGGUAGUCAGUCUCGAAAAUGACAAGUUUAUCACGCACACCCUCACCCUGAGUUCUCACAACAGUGAGCGCGGCCAGAGGCCCACGAGUUUCAAGCCAUCUUCAUCCGGGGGCACAGGUUUUGACACGCUCGACAAGGCUCUUGUCGUCUGGCAAGAUCCUCGGUUUGACCCUUCUGCGGCAGAGUCCUCGAACCCAAAUCCGCAUCGCAGAGUGGACAUUCUCAUCAGCCCCUGGAAGACCUGCGGAUGCGCCGUCUUGGGGUGGACAUCAGAAACAACCUUUCAACGAGACUUGCGGCGGUAUUGCAAGCAUGAGAUGAACCUCAAAUUUGACAGCAGCGGCAUCAGGUCCCGCACCUAUCCGUUUGACUGGGUUGAUCUAGAAAAUGGCGGCAAGGGACGGGCAGCAACGAUGGAGGAGGCGGAGAAGAGGGUGUUCGAGGGACUGGGACUGGUGUACAGAAGCCCUGCGGAGCGUUGCACUGGAUGA